This is a messenger RNA of Melopsittacus undulatus (budgerigar), 1702 nucleotides long. RefSeq names its product stromal cell derived factor 2 (gene SDF2). NCBI's taxonomy places the organism in Eukaryota, Metazoa, Chordata, Aves, Psittaciformes, Psittaculidae. The record is from RefSeq and is a predicted model, not a curated record.
AUGAAGACUCCUGCCCAGGAAGAACCACCAGGCUUCGGGAAGGCCUGCACCGGAGCCGCCCCAGGCCCGGCGCAGCCCCACGGUUCCCCUGGCAACGACUCCCCACGGGCCCUCCGCCGCCGCCAGCCCUCCCCUGCCCGGCGGGGGCCGGUGCCUCCCGGUGCGGCCUUACCCGAGCGCCGAAGGGAAAAUGGAGGCCUCGGCGGCGGCGGCGGCGAGCGAGGAGAGGCGGAGCAGGCGAGCGGCGACCUCCGGGCGGGCGGAGCGGAGCCACUUCCUCUUCCGGUGGCGGCGAUGAGGGGCACCGCGGCGGGGAGGCCGCGGGUGCUCGCCCAGGUGCUGGCGCUGGCGCUGGGCGUUGCUGUGCGCACCGGGACCGGAACCGGAACCGGAACCGGGGUCGUCACCUGCGGCUCCGUGGUGAAGCUGCUCAACGUGCGGCACAACGUCCGCCUGCACUCGCAUGAUGUGCGCUACGGAUCCGGCAGCGGGCAGCAGUCGGUGACCGGGGUGUCGGCGGCGGACGAUGGGAACAGCUACUGGCGGGUGCGGGCCCGCACGGCCGGGGUCUGCGAGCGCGGAGCGCCGGUGCGGUGCGGGCAGAGCAUCCGGCUCACGCACCUGGGCACCGGCCGCAACCUCCACAGCCACCGCUUCGCAUCCCCGCUGUCCGGGAACCAGGAGGUGAGCGCGUUCGGGGAGGACGGUGAGGGUGAUUACCUGGACGACUGGACAGUGGUGUGCACUGGGACCUACUGGUCACGGGACAGCGAGGUUCGCUUCCAGCACACCUCCACCGACGUCUUCCUCUCGGUGACGGGGGAGCAGUAUGGGCGCCCCAUCCACGGGCAGAAGGAGGUGCACGGCAUGGCUGCCUCCAGCCAGAAUAACUACUGGAAGGUGAUGGAGGGCAUCUUCAUGCAGCCCAGUGAGGUCUUCAAGGCGGAGCAGUACCACGCUGAGUUGUGAUGGAUGCAGACGGCCUCUGGGUGCUGCCCUGAGGUGGUUGGGGCCGCUCAGACAAGGGGAUGGCCCCUGUUCUCAUUGGGGUUUGAUGUGUGCCAGGACACAGGGCCCCAAUUUUAACACGAAGCACAUCCCAGACACAAAGAUCCCAGUGUCCUGAAUUCGAUGUGAAGCAGAUCCUGGUGUCCCAAAUCUGACACAAAGCAGGUCCAACAUCCAGAUCUGACCCAAGGCAGAGCCCAAGAUCCAACAUGGAGCAGAUCCUCACAUCCUAAAUUCAGCUGAAAGCAGGUCCUGUGUCUAGUCCUGACCAAAACUGAGUCCAGCAUCCAAGACCCAGCACAAACAGGUCUCCGUGUCCCAAAUCCAGCCUAAAGCAGAUCCCAGCAUCCAGACCUGACCUCGAGCAGAGCCCAACAUCCAACAUGAAGCAGAUCCCCAUGCCCCAAAUCCAACACAAACCAGAUCCCAGCAUCCAGACCUGACCCAAAGCUGAGCCCAGCAUCCAAGACCCAGCAAAAGCCAGGUCUGCGCAUCACAAAUCCAGCACAAACCAGCUCCCGAUGUCCCAAACGCAGUAAGAAGCAGCUACCAACAUCCAGACCCAGCCCAGAGCAGGAUCAGACUCCCCAGGCCCCCCUCAUAGAGAACCCCUAUCAAGCACUACCCUGUACCCCAUUCCCCCCUCUGUACCCCGAACCCCGUUACCCUACGGCCAUAAAACACCCGAAUCCCC